Molecule: messenger RNA, 213 nt
Organism: Yarrowia lipolytica CLIB122
Lineage: Eukaryota; Fungi; Ascomycota; Dipodascomycetes; Dipodascales
Source: RefSeq, a predicted model, not a curated record
AUGAUUGAAGAAAUCAACCUCAGAACACCCACAGGCUCAUACACCGAGCUGAAUCAACUUGGGACGAGCCCAUUGGUAGUCCUGAGCAAGUCAAGACGGCCCCCUCUUCUACCUUCUCGGCUUCAACUGAGUGGGAAGAAUGUGACAUCGAGACCCAGUUCACCUCAUCUCUGGACUCACCAAAUGCCAUUCACUACUGCCACCUGUCUCUAG